AAACCAAAUUUAGAACCAAGAUGACUAUAAACACCAAAAUGAACAAAACAAGUACAAUUUUAUUUUUCUUCUUUUUUUUUUUAAUGAUAAAAACGAACAUCCUUUAGUGAGAAUUAGUAUGUACUUUAUUAUCACGUCGAAGAUUCAAUUUCUUUUUGGAACUAAAAGAUGGACCAAAAUCAAAGGGUUCAAUUAAAGUAAUAUCUAACCUACCAUUUUAGAAAAUACAUAGGAAAAAUUUAUAGAAAAAAUAGAUAGGGAAAAGAGGAACAAAGAUUGUUUAAAUUUCAUUAAUAACAUUGAUUCCAAGGGUUAACAGUCUUCAACUGAAAGUGGAAGAAGCAAACCUAAGAAGAGACGUUCGGGGAAAUUCUCGAUCGAAGAAUUGAGAAAAUCGCAGGUUGAAUCCAACACUGAAGCAAAUUCGCUCAGAUAGUGUACCGGUGGUUGUUUGGUAACUCGGCCACCCACUUUUGAUCGAAAAUGGCCUCUAAUGGUGCAAUUCCGAGAGCGGAAGAUGCCGGGAACAGUUUGGAGAAGAUCAAGCGGCAGCUGGCCUCUGGGUCUGGUCGGAAUUUGUUGCAGGGUCCCCUUCUAAAGCGAUCUGAAACAUUGAGGAAAUGGAAUGAGCGAUGGGUAAUUUUGGACCCAACAACAGGGAAAAUGGAAUACAAAAUUAGGAGAAAUGAGGCAACUAUCAAAGGAUCUAUUAUAUUUGAUGCAAAUAGCAAUAUUACUGUUUCUCCCGUGAAUUUCCAUGGUCUACCAAAGUACGAUGGUUGCUGUAUCUAUAUUGGCACACCCCAGAAACAAGAUUACUUCCUCUGUGCUGAGACUCCUGGUGCAGCUAGAGCCUGGGUGUCUACUUUGCAUAUACUUGGUUUUCAAUCGUUUUCUUUAACAUUGGUUGAUGACUCCCCAAGUGCAACCCAAUUGGUCCUGAAGGCCCAUAAAGAAGCUGUAAAUUCCUUGAGUGGCAAUGGUUCUGCAAAAUUGGGAACAGUCGCCACAGUAGUUGCUGCUGCCAAUUCAACUGCCCAGGAAAGUUCUAAAGAAAUUGAAAGAGCAAUGCAGAUAUCUUUAAGAAAUACUCUGGGAAUUAUUGCAAAUAAAACAACUGAUGGCCCAAUGGACGAUUUAGCGAUUAUGAAGGAGACGCUGCGAGUCAAGGAUGAGGAACUACAGAAUUUGGCUCGUGAUCUACGUGCACGAGAUUCAACAAUAAAUGAUAUAGCUGAAAAAUUAUCUGAGACAGCUGAAGCUGCCGAGGCUGCUGCUUCUGCAGCCCAUAUGAUGGAUAAACAAAGGAAAAUCGUUUGUGCAGAAAUUCAACGUAUAAAAGAAGAUUCUGAGAAGCAACUGGAUGCAUCCAUCUUGAAGCUCAAAGAGUACGAAGCAAAAUUAAUGGAUAUGAGUAGAGAAAGAGAUCAGUUGAUAAAACAAAGAGAUGGUGCUAAUCAGGAAGCACAUAUGUGGCGAUCUGAGCUUGCAAAAGCUAGAGAGCAGGCUGUGAUUCUAGAAGGUGCUGUUGUGAGAGCGGAGGAAAAAAUCAGGGUUUCAGAGGCUGAUGCCGAAGCGAGGAUAAAAGAUGCUAAACAGAAAGAGUUGGCUGCUUUGCAGGAGAAGCAGGAGCUUAUGGCAUAUAUAAAUAGGUUACAAGCACAAAUUCAGAGACAACAUAUACAAGUUUUUGAGGAGAAGAUGGAGUCUUGCCCAGGUAAUGAUAAUUCUCUGCUAACAAAGCACAUUGACUCGUCAGAUGAUAAUGUGGAUAAAGCAUGCUUGAGUGACUCUAGAGCAAUACCAGUCUCUGGUGAGGUCAACCUACGACCGAUUGGAGAUGGGGAAUGGAGUGAUAUUCAGACAACAGAAGCAACAAUUGCUGAUGUUAGAGAAAUUGCCGCAGAAACUGAAGGAAGCAGUUUAGAUAUUACUGUUGUUAGCCAACCUGUUAGCAGCCAUCAUGAGCAAGAUGUGAGCUCUUCCAAUCAACCAUAAAUUCGACAUCAUACAGAACAAAAAUGCAUGUUAGAUGUAAGCAUACAGUACACAGCACCUAGUUUAGAAAAAUGCAAACUUUGUUUUGCAUUCUUUUAUGUGCGAGUAAUAUUCAAAUUAUUUGACUGGCUGACCUGACGUUGGUGAUGUGGUGUACAUUUCUCGAUGUUAGAUGUUAAAGUCUUAACAGAACGUGUUCUGUUGUGUGAGCCAUUUAUCGAUGAUUUAUACUUUUGUGUAGAGAGUCGGAAGUUGUAAAUCUAGGGAACAAAAACCAUUGAUGAUGAGUGUUUUUUCUAUUAACAUUCAGCUGCUCCUGCUCUGUUGUAUUAUAAAAUCUCUUCCCCUCAAGUGUACUCGCUAGGAUGGUCUCUGAACUUUUCUACAACAGCAAUGUCAUUCCUUUUGAAUA
Molecule: messenger RNA, 2410 nt
Organism: Cucumis melo (muskmelon)
Lineage: Eukaryota; Viridiplantae; Streptophyta; Magnoliopsida; Cucurbitales; Cucurbitaceae
Exons: 11
Coding region: 484-1998 (504 amino acids)
Biological process (GO): retrograde transport, endosome to Golgi; receptor recycling; endosome organization
Cellular component (GO): recycling endosome; trans-Golgi network; early endosome
Source: RefSeq, a predicted model, not a curated record